AAUCCCCAGCUGUUCGGACCUCCGCGCCCCACGCCGCCUCCUCCUACCGCACCGCCGUCGCCCCCUUUGCCCCAUACGCGGCAGAGCGUCAUUCCAGCCACCAGCAUCCCGAUCCCCAGGAGCAGCUGCCCUCGGACACCGAGCAGCUAGCCGGCGGCACCGAAGAGGAGGAGGGAGCGGACACGGAGGAGGAGCGAGCAGGUCCGUUGAUCGCAGUAGCACCACCAACUGCACCGGAAGCGGUCAGGGAGGGAGCAAAAGGAGCAGGCGGAACAAAGGACAAGCAGGAGAAACAGCAGACAGAGACGGAGAUGGCUGUGGUGCGCAAGAAGCAGGACGACAAGUACCUGCUGGCCCUGCGGGAACUGGUGGCCAGCGGUACGGGCGGCAACCGUCAGUGCUUCGACUGCGGCCAAAAGGGACCGACCUACGUGAACAUGACCAUCGGCUCCUUUGUCUGCACCCGCUGUUCGGGCGUUCUACGCGGCCUGACGCCACCACAUCGAGUGAAAUCCAUAUCGAUGGCCACAUUCACACAGGACGAGAUCGACUUCCUGCGCACGCAUGGCAACGAGCUGUGCGCCAAGACCUGGCUGGGCCUGUGGGAUCCCAAGAGAGCUGCCCACCAGCAGGAGCAGCGCGAGCUGAUGGUCGACAAGUAUGAGAGAAAGCGCUACUACCUGGAGCCGGCCAGUCCGCUCAAGUCCCUGGCCAAUGCCGUCAACCUGAAGUCAGCUCAGAGUCACUCCCAGAAUGGCCAUCACCAGCAGCAGCAGCAGCAGCACAAUGGCUAUGCCAGCAUUCAUCUGACACCGCCGGCGGCCCAGCGCACAGCAGCCAAUGGCCUCCAGAAGGCCAACUCCACAUCGUCCAACUCCUCCUCCUCGAUCAGCAGGCCGCAGCAUCAUCAUAAUCACAGCAGCAACAACAACAAUCACGAUGCCUUCGGCCUCAAUGGAGGCGGUGGCGGAGGACUGAGCAGCCUCAACAGCGCUGGAUCCACAUCCACGGGCGCCCUGUCCGACACCAGCAGCUGUGCCAGCAAUGGCUUUGGCGCCGACUCGGACUUUGUGGCGGACUUUGGAUCGGCGACCAUAUUCGAUGCCACAUCGGCACGCUCGGCGGGAUCGCCGGCCGUAUCCUCGGUCUCCUCGGUGGGCUCCAGCAAUGGCUAUGCCAAGGUGCAGCCCCUCAGGGCAGCUCACCUCCAGCAGCAGCAGCAGUUGCAGCAACAGCAGCAGCAGCAGUUGCAGCAACAGCAGCAGCAGCAGCUCCUUAAUGGCAAUGGACAUCAGGGCACGGAGAACUUUGCGGACUUUGAUCAUGCGCCCAUCUUCAAUGCCGUGGCGGCAUCAACGUUCCACGAUUGGGUCAGCAACUGGAGCAGGCGCGGCUUCCAUGAUCCCUUUGACGAUUGCGAUGAGCCGUCACCGCCAGCACCUGCACCUGCAGUUUCCGUUGCAGUUCCUCUGCCAACCGUCCGAGAGGAACCGGAACUGGCCUGGAACUUUUGGCAAGAGGAAAUGCGGAUAGAGGAAGAGCGAGAGCGAGAGCGGAAGCGGGAGCAGGAGCAAGAGUCGCAGCAGACAAUGAGUUAUUCCACCUUUAGUAGUCCACGCUCCUGCUCCUCCAGCAUAGCAGAAGCGCCGCCUACGCCACUGCCUUAUUCGCCCUCGAAUCCCUUCCUGCCCUACUUGGUGAACCAGGAGCAGCAGCAACAGCAGCAGCAUCAUCAGAAUCCUCCAGAGAAGCCACCUGUCUCCUUCUCGUACAUGUUGUUCAGCUCUAUUUCGAGCAGCUCCCACGAAGAUCAAUAUCGAAAUCAAGCGGCGGCGGAUGAUGGUCAAGAAUCGAAUAUUUUAAAUGCCAAUUUCCAUGAUUUCUUUACGUGGAGCGCUCCCUUGCAGAACGGUGGCAGCCAUGCGACGACAAGUCCUCCAAAGAGCACAACUGCCAUGGCACCCAGCGAGGAUCGGUACGCUGCUCUCAAGGAUCUGGACGAGCAGCUGCGCGAACUGAAGGCCAGCGAGGCCAGUGCCUCAGAGGCGCCCACGGCCACCAAUGGCCAUGCAGAUGCCUUUGGUAGUGCCCUCAACAACAAUCCAAAUCCCUUCAAGAACCAGCAGCAGCAGCAGCUUAGCAGCCAUGUGGUGAAUCCAUUCCAGCACCAACAGCAGCAGCAGCAGAAUCUCUAUGGCCAGUUGACUCUCAUACCAAAUGCGUACGGCAGCAGUCCCCAGCAGCAAAUGGGGCAUCUCCUACAGCAACAGCAGCAGCUCCAUCAGCAGCACCAGCACCAGGCCAACUUCUUCAACUUCAACAACAACAAUGGCUUUGCCCUCUCCCAGGGCCUGCCCAAUGGCUGUGGCUUCGGCAGCAUGCAGCCGGCUCCGGUGAUGGUCAACAAUCCCUUCACAGCCAGCAGCGGCGCCAUGAACACGAACAAUCCAUUCUUAUGAGACUCAACAGGCCGGGAGAAUCCGCCACCGCCACUGAGCCGGCACAGGCACUGAGCCAGCGAACAAAAGGAAAGGGCAGAGGACGGAGCCGAACCGAAAUUAGUCCAUUUUACGAACAAUAGCGUUAAUAUAUAUUAUACAUAAUACACGACGCCGGAGAGGGGUAGCAUUCUCGCUCUCCGUGUACAUAGCUUAAAUAUGUACACGCCGAAGGCUCCGCGCGGGCGUUGAUAUAUUCUUUUACAUGGUAACUCUACUCUAACGUUUACGGAUACGGAUACUGAUGUGGAUAUUUGUAUUUACACCCGUUGCCCCCAUAGAACUAUGUAUCUCUCUUUCUACUUGUACUAAGCGACCACACACUACACACCUUCUACCAUCUAAAUAUAUCCGUCCAAGUGACGGAUAAAGUUGGAAAAAUAACUCGCGAUCCCGUAUAUUCCAUGUUAUUUGUUUAAUAUGCUUGUCCUCUGUAGCCUGUCCUCCCACUUGUCCCUGUAUCUGUCCCUGUCCCUUUUUUUUGUCAAUUUUUGUUGCGAUUAAGACUUUUGUCAGUUAUUAAUUGUGUGGCCUUAAUAAGAUUGUAAUACUAUAUAUUAUAAAACUAUUAUAAACACGUACUAAACUAAACAUAACACAGAUACGGAUACAGAUACAGAAUACGGAUAUAUUUAUAUAUAUAUGCUUUUGUACCUAAUGAAUUUGCUUCUUGUUUUCAUUUGCUAAAAUCGCUGGCAAUUCGCGUGCUAAGAUAUAUAUGAACAUAAACAUGCUUGUACGUGCGAUAUCGGGCAUUGCAGAGAUAGCUGAAGACACUAUAGACACUGUACAGAUAUUGUCUUGGCUGUAAGCCCCGUGUAAGCCCCGUCAUUAAGCCCAGUCCCCACCCAUCCAUCGAACCGAAUCGAAUCCAUGACUCCUCCACAUGUAUACAUUGAUAAGAAGCAAGAAUUUUUCCAUUUUUAGACUUAACGUGUCAAACAAACAUUAUCAAAGCCUUAAAGUUAUAUUUAAACUACGAAAUUUCAAUAAAACAAAUAAGAACGCUAAGCCUA
Molecule: messenger RNA, 3514 nt
Organism: Drosophila serrata
Lineage: Eukaryota; Metazoa; Arthropoda; Insecta; Diptera; Drosophilidae
Gene: drongo
Product: Arf GTPase activating protein drongo
Cellular component (GO): membrane; cytoplasm
Molecular function (GO): GTPase activator activity
Source: RefSeq, a predicted model, not a curated record